Humulus lupulus (European hop) is the source of this 1452-nucleotide messenger RNA. Its product is annotated as bZIP transcription factor 18. Lineage: Eukaryota; Viridiplantae; Streptophyta; Magnoliopsida; Rosales; Cannabaceae. The coding region runs from base 158 to 1240 and encodes 360 amino acids. Gene Ontology annotation, cellular component: nucleus. The record is from RefSeq and is a predicted model, not a curated record. Gene Ontology annotation, molecular function: DNA-binding transcription factor activity. The transcript has 4 exons. Gene Ontology annotation, biological process: regulation of DNA-templated transcription.
UAUUUUUUGAGAUUGAAGCGGCGUCGUUUGGUGUGGUGUAAGAGUAGAGUAGUGUUGACGCAAGCGUGACCCCGACAAAAGAAUGAGUGUGGACAGAGGUACGGAGAGAUAGGAGGAGGAGGACCGGGAGGAAAAACAGUACAGAGGAGCUCAAGACAUGGAGAUGCAAGAUCCGUCGAAACCGGAUCUUGGCCCGAACCCGAAACCCGAGAACAAGGCGUUCCGUUCUCAGACGACGAUGAUGAUGAUGUCGAAUCCAAGCCCGGCCUGCCCGGCUCGUGGAUCCUACCACCGGAGGUCCCAAUCGGAGGUCCAAUUCCGGAUUCCGGACGAUCUGGAUCUGCUUUCGGAUCCAUUUGACGGUCCUUCCGGUAGCUUCGAGGAGCUCGGAUCCGAGGACGAUUUGUUUUGUACGUAUAUGGACAUUGAGAAGUUCGGAUCCAAGCUCGAUGACGGACCCUCCGGCCACAAAAACGACAAUGCAAGCGGUGAUGGUGGAGGAGAAGAAGAGAAGCACGCGAGGCCGAGGCACCGGCAUAGCAAUUCGGUGGAUGGGUCUUCGUCGUUGGAUACGAUUGAGGCCAAGAAAGCCAUGGCUCCUGAUAAGCUUGCCGAAUUAUGGACCAUUGAUCCCAAGCGAGCUAAGAGGAUUUUGGCAAACAGGCAGUCUGCUGCCCGUUCUAAAGAGAGAAAGGCCCGUUACAUAACAGAGCUUGAAAGAAAAGUUCAGACCCUUCAAACAGAAGCAACAACUCUUUCUGCCCAACUGACUCUGUUCCAGAGGGAUACAACUGGUCUCAGUGGUGAAAACACAGACCUUAAGCUUCGACUACAAGCUAUGGAACAACAAGCUCAGUUGCGUGAUGCUCUAAAUGAAGCGUUGAAGAAAGAAGUUGAGAGGCUCAAGAUGGCCACAGGAGAGAUGAUGACACCCACUGAUACUUACAACUUUGGAAUGCAUCAUAUUCCUUACAACCAUUCUUCCUUCUUUUCAAAUCAGCCCCAAUCUGGGUCAGGUGACCCUCGUAACAUUCAAAUGCAACAGUUUAAUCAUUUCCAGUGUAAUGUGACCCCUACACAUCAGCCUAUGCAUGCCACACAUGCAUCCUCAGAGAUGUCGCAGCUUGAUCAUAUUGGCCGGAUGCAGGGGCUCGAUAUCAGCAGCAACGGCAGAGGCUCUCAUCUUGUGAAGCCCGAAGGGCCCUCCAUUUCCCCUAGCGAAAGCAGCAACAGAUUUUAAUACAAAUGCUGCUUGCCUUUCAUGAUCCCAUCAUAUUUGUUGGAUUGUUCAUAGACUGACCUUAUUUAUUGACCGUCCAAAGGUACAGUUUAGGAUUUUAUUUGAAUUUGAUUCUUUUAAUUGGUUGGGUUUUAACAUUUUUAGCUAGCUUGGUAGGUUUUAAGUUAUUCAUGGAGUUGUUUCUAUACAAUUGCAAUAUUCUUUUUUUCUUU